Molecule: messenger RNA, 2999 nt
Organism: Westerdykella ornata
Lineage: Eukaryota; Fungi; Ascomycota; Dothideomycetes; Pleosporales; Sporormiaceae
Product: DNA replication licensing factor MCM3
Exons: 5
Coding region: 273-2891 (872 amino acids)
Biological process (GO): double-strand break repair via break-induced replication; mitotic DNA replication initiation; DNA replication
Cellular component (GO): MCM complex; nucleus
Molecular function (GO): single-stranded DNA binding; ATP binding; single-stranded DNA helicase activity
Source: RefSeq, a predicted model, not a curated record
CCUUGAUCGAAUCAUUGCACUCUUCCUCUGCGCUAGCCGAAUCCGGAUCUAAUGGGCGACGCGAGAUUCAAGAUAUGCACGGACCUUCGCGUCGUUUGACGCGUGGCACGCGCUUCAAGAACCAUCUCUUCCAUCUCCAUCCAGCCGCAACCACCUCGAAUACUGUACACACAGCUUUGCGCCCGACGGCCGCAUCUUCACUACGUUAAUACAGCUUCUAACUACCAUUCUGCUCUUGCUCCUUACUGAGGGGUUGACAGUCUGAUUCAAUCAUGAACGAAGUGAUUAGAGACGAGGAGGUGAAACGUCGCAUCAGACUCGCGGCAGAGUUCUUAGACCCACAGGAUGUCCUAGCCCGGAGCUACCGCCCGGAUAUCCUUGUGAUGUUGAACCGUGGUCUCAGGAGACUCACGGUCAGCUUGGAUGAGAUCAGAGCACAUAACCGCGAGUUGGCCGACGGUCUUUUGAACCAGCCGUUCGAUUUCACGGAAGCCUUCGACCGCGCGCUAAAGGAAGUUGUGAAGACAUUCCCUGAUCGACCGAAGAGCGAGACUGCCGAUGACGUGGUAUACUAUUGCGCAUAUAUCGGAAGCUUUGGGGAGUUCUCGUGUAAUCCGAGGACGCUGAGCUCAACCCAUCUCAACCACAUGGUGUCUUUAGAAGGUAUUGUGACGAAGACCUCGUUAGUGCGACCGAAAGUCGUCAAGAGUUUCCACUACAGCGAGAACAAACACAAGUUCUUCUACCGGGAAUACAGAGACCAGACAAUGACUAUGGGUGCCGCCAGCACAAGCGUUUACCCCACCGAAGACGAUGAGGGCAACCCGCUGAUUACGGAGUAUGGGUAUUGCGUGUACAGGGACCAUCAGACCAUCUCGAUCCAAGAAAUGCCAGAGCGGGCUCCAGCGGGCCAGUUGCCUCGCUCUGUUGAUGUGAUUUUGGAUGACGAUCUCGUCGACCGUGUCAAACCUGGCGACCGCAUCCAGCUGGUCGGUAUAUAUCGAUCUCUCGGAAACAGAAAUGCGUCAUCGGGUAGUUCAACCUUCCGCACGUUGAUUCUCGCCAACAACAUCAUACUACUUUCGUCAAAGUCUGGUGGGGGCAUAGCCCAAGCCACCAUCACUGAUACCGAUAUCCGGAAUAUCAACAAGCUUGCUAAGAAUAAGCGAGUUUUCGACUUGUUGUCACAAUCGCUUGCACCUUCGAUAUACGGUCAUGAUUAUAUCAAGAAAGCCAUACUGCUGCUUCUCCUGGGCGGACAAGAAAAGAACCUUGACAAUGGAACCCACCUAAGAGGAGACAUCAACAUCCUCAUGGUCGGGGAUCCUUCUACAGCCAAGUCGCAGCUACUCCGGUUUGUCCUGAAUACCGCUCCACUAGCUAUUGCCACCACUGGCCGUGGAUCUUCUGGCGUCGGUCUCACAGCAGCCGUGACAUCGGACAAAGAGACGGGUGAGCGACGCUUGGAAGCAGGUGCCAUGGUUCUGGCCGACCGCGGCGUGGUAUGUAUUGACGAGUUUGACAAAAUGUCAGACGUCGAUAGGGUUGCGAUACAUGAAGUCAUGGAACAGCAAACGGUCACUAUCGCGAAAGCCGGUAUCCAUACAUCUUUGAACGCUCGAUGCAGUGUGAUCGCUGCGGCCAAUCCCAUCUUCGGGCAAUACGACAUCCAUAAGGACCCGCACCGGAAUAUAGCACUGCCGGACUCCCUAUUGUCCCGUUUCGAUCUGCUGUUCGUCGUCACGGAUGACAUUGAGGACGCGCGCGAUCGACAGAUCUCCGAACACGUUCUUCGCAUGCAUCGCUACCGGCAACCAGGGACCGAAGAAGGGGCUCCCGUGCGUGAGGAAGGAGCGCAACUGCUGGGCGUUGGCCUCGAGAACGACACCGAGAGCAACGGGCCAACCGAGGUCUAUGAGAAGUUCAAUCCCAUGCUCCAUUCAGGGGUAACUGUCACGGUGGGUCGAGGGGCUUCCCGACGCACAGAAGUCAUCAGCAUCCCAUUCAUCAAAAAAUACAUACAGUAUGCGAAGCGGGAGAAGCCAAUGCUUACAAAAGGAGCCGCCGAUCACAUCGUUGCCACAUAUUCUGCGCUUCGCAACGAUGAACUCGACUCUGGGACUCGCCGUACCUCUCCCAUCACUGCACGUACGCUUGAGACACUCAUUCGGUUGUCGACGGCCCAUGCCAAAGCGAGGUUGUCCAAGCGCGUUGAGCAGAAGGAUGCCGACAUUGCGGAGCAGAUUUUGCGCUUCGCUCUCUUCAAAGAAGUUGUGGAGACGGAUCGCCGGAAGCGCAGACGUGUAACUCGCGAUCCAGACGCAAUGUCCACGGAUGAGGACAGCUCUGGUGACGAAGAAGAUGGGGAUGAAGGGCGCCAGGCUACUCCACCGCGACGACCAGGCGGUCCCAGCACGCGGAGCCAACGAACGCAGACGACGCGUACACCUGCGGCCGCCGAGAAUGACAACGACGGAUACGAUGACCUCUAUCAAGUCACGCCGACAAGUCAGCGACGUGGUCGAGCUAGCCGGGGAACUCAUACGCAGACCAGCCGUGGGGAAUGGGCUUCAUCUCAAAUCAGCGCCGCGUCCUCCCGUCCCGCGUCCGAACUUCCGCCGACGCAGACUGAGUCCCAAGAAGACUCGCAAGCAGCCAUCACGGAUGCUCGACUGAAGGUGUUCCAGACAGCGCUGGGGCAGCUCAUCGAUGGGCCUCUAUUUGCGAAUGACGCUGCGGAUGUCGAGCCAUUGUUAGCUGCCAUUAACGCACGACUGGGCAAUGGUGCAGGGAGACAUGCAUUUGAGAUUGAGGAAGCUGAGCAGGCUUUGAACAAGCUAAGUGACAGCAAUAAGAUCAUGUAUUCAGGUGGGAUGGUGUAUAAGAUAUGAGAACAGGUACACGCAAGCGCACUGAACCAUCGGUUACGGCCAUAAUGUGCUUUGCGUUUACAAGCUUGCGAGGUUUAUAACAUCUCAAUCGAAUAAGAUUGCUGAACC